Rhagoletis zephyria (snowberry fruit fly) is the source of this 1401-nucleotide messenger RNA. Its product is annotated as putative gustatory receptor 22a. The record is from RefSeq and is a predicted model, not a curated record. Gene Ontology annotation, biological process: sensory perception of taste. Gene Ontology annotation, cellular component: membrane. Lineage: Eukaryota; Metazoa; Arthropoda; Insecta; Diptera; Tephritidae.
AUGGCUUUUAUCUGCAAUUUCGGCAGCAGCAGCAGCAGCAGCAGCAGCACUAAAGACAAACGGAUUAUAUGGAAAUUCAUUUUAAUGGUAUUGGAUAUAAUAUUCUUUGUCAUAACAAUGUUGACUUCCAAAUUUAAGAAAGAUUGCCUUUACAUCUUUCUGAUAAUUUGUGGUGUUGUGAUCUUAACUGAAAUCGAUUUGAUAAUGAAUCAAUUCUAUCACAAUGUACUGUAUAUAAAUGAUGUUGUAACGGCCAUAAACAAUCAGCUGCGUAGCCUGAGAACAAGCAAGCAUUUGGCAGCUGUACUGCCAUUUCGCUAUAACGCAAAAUUGAAAACAGUGACACCAUCAAAAUAUUGUCAAGCCUACAGCAUUUGCGUUAAAGCACUCAUAGCGCUUCUGUGCUUUUAUCAUUGGUCUUUAAAGGACUUUUUGGAUUUGAGUAUUUUUCAAGAAAAUGAUGCGAUCGAAUUAUUAACCAGUGUUAUGGUGAUGACAAAUAUGUAUGCACUCAUCGCAAUUUUCAUUCUCAACUGGCGUGAAUACAGCACUGUGUUGAAUAUCUUUAAUGAAUUUGCGGCCAUUGAACGCAUCUACUACGCGCGACAUAGCAUUUUAGCGCAGAAGUGUACAACAUACGAUAAUUAUAUUAUUCUAAAAGGCCUAGCCACACUUUUACAAAACAUUUCCUUCCUGUUGGUUGUGUUUAUUGGCGUUAAUGAACCCGACAUCUACGCAGUCGGCUUGGUAGGCUUUCUACUAAUUUUGAGUAACACAAUUUUUGUGGUGGUGUUACACUUUUGUAAUUUUACCAUAACCACUUACCGUUGUAUUUGGAUAAUGCAACGAAGACUGCAAUAUAUGGCUGAUUAUGAUAUUAAGAUCGGUGGUGAUGCAGCGUGCGUGGCCAAUGAGAUCUACGAAAUCGCAGGAACGUAUAUGCGUUUAUUGAAAUUGUGUAAGCAAUUUGGCCGAGUUUAUGGUCAGCAAUUAUUGCUUAGCAUUUUUGGUAUUAUGUGUGCGAAUAUACAGACGCUGUACCUUUUACGCAUACUUUGGAGCGAAAGAGUGGUGGAGUUGUCGAAUUGGGAUAUAUUUUUUACACUGCAGGCGGUUUUAAUAAAUAUUUUCGACUUUUGGCUGACCACAACGGUUUGCGAAUUGGUUUUGUGCGAGGCACGCGACAUGGCGCAGGUGCUGAGGUGUUUCGAUGAAAUUGCACAGAUGGAUUUGGAGCUGGAAAGAAGUGUGGACAUUCUUGUAGCGAUAUGCCGAAAUAAUUAUCCACAAUUUCGCUUAGGCGGCUUAAUCGACUUGAAUCACGACACAGGCCUUAAAACUUUACUGACAAUGAUUUUGUAUUUAAUCUAUUUAGUGCAAUUUAGUUAUAAUGAUUUUUGA